Poecile atricapillus (Black-capped chickadee) is the source of this 2094-nucleotide messenger RNA. It is a transcript of the gene MEAK7, whose product is annotated as MTOR associated protein, eak-7 homolog. The coding region runs from base 263 to 1681 and encodes 472 amino acids. Gene Ontology annotation, biological process: TOR signaling. The record is from RefSeq and is a predicted model, not a curated record. The transcript is spliced from 9 exons. Lineage: Eukaryota; Metazoa; Chordata; Aves; Passeriformes; Paridae.
GGCGGGCGGAGGUGCCGGAUGGCGCCGGCCGGGCCCGGGCCGGUGUCACAGUCCGGGGCCACUGGGGGCUAUCGGGGCCCGGGCCGGUGUCACAGUCCGGGGCCACUGGGGGCUAUCGGGGCCCGGCCGGUUACAGUGGUUUUCAUUCACCUCUCGGUGUUUGCCCCACGAUCGGCAUCUUCCUCUGGCAAACAAGGCUUUAGGCCUGAAGGUGAAGCAGACAUAACCCGGCCUCUUAUCUACGGUAAACAAAGUUGAAAAGAUGGGGAAUGCUGAAAGCAAUGCCUAUCAGAAUCACCUUUCCAGAUUCCUUCCUGAGGAGCAGUCUGAUAUUGAUGGACUGUUUGAUACCUUAUCAGGAUCGAGCGGCUCAGCUGGAGCAAGAAAUCCCAAAGCUGCAAAGAAAACUGUAACUCUGGCAGCACUACAGGCACACACCCGGGAGCCCCUGCCAGGGCCAAUGACUGCUCGCUUGUACAAUGGAAUGAAAAGCAUUGACCUGCCUGGCAAAUCGUCGGGGCUCAGUGAGCAGAUUGCUAAGGAGCAGUUUGUAAUUUUUAUGUCAAACCUCUUAAAAGGGAAUGCAGAUGAGAAGAUUAGCAUAAUAAUGAGAAUGAUCUCCAAGACAGGAGGGCCUCUGAAGGGCAAACAAAUCCAAGAGUUCACAGAGGAUCUGAUCACUUCUGUAGUCCAUGUACUGAGCUACAGGAAGGAGCUGAAAGGUUGGAGUUUGGAGAAUACAAGGGAUUCUUCAAGCGGAGUCAAAGCUUUGGCUUCUGAGCUGCUCUCAGAAUUGAAGCUUCCAGAUGGGACAAAACUCAUGGGUUCUCAGCUGCUGGAGACAAAUUUUGACCAAAGUGUCAUUGAGGAUUGGGUGUACCGAGUUCCCCAGAUCUCAGUUUUCCUCAGCGUUGUCAUCAGGCAAGGCCUCCAAGUCCUGCAUUCCCUCCCAGACCAAACCAAUGACAUCCUCAACCUGGUUCCUCACUGCAAAGGCAUCAAAGGAAGAGGAGUUGUCAGUCUCUUUGACAUCCCAGCCAUCAUCUACAUCAACUCCCACCUGCCUGCAGAGAUGCAGCACAAGUGGCAGCUUUUAUUUUCCUCCAGGCUCCAUGGGGAGAGCUUCUCACAGUUGUGUGCUCAUAUAGUGAACAAAGGUCCUUGCCUGGUAAUCAUAAGGGACUUGGAUGGUUUCCUCUUUGGUGGGUUUGCAUCUCACUCCUGGGAGGUGAAGCCACAGUUCCAAGGUGACAACAGAUGCUUUCUGUUUUCUGUUUUCCCCACUCUGGCUGUAUACACAUACACAGGGUACAAUGACCACUACAUGUAUUUAAACCAUGGCCAACAGACUAUGCCAAAUGGACUUGGGAUGGGUGGACAGCAUGGCUACUUUGGGCUCUGGAUAGACAGUGACUACGGGAAGGGCCACAGCAAAGCCAAACCUCGAUGUACCACCUACAACAGCCCCCAGCUGUCAGCCAAAGAGGAUUUUACACUGGAUGCCAUGGAAGUCUGGGCAGUGGGAGAUGCCCCUGAGAGUGCAGGGAGAAAAGGUAAGAAGAGCAUCCUGGAUGUGGAUCCUCAGGCUCAGGCCUUGUUAGAAAUGGCUGGAAAGAGCCGUCAGAGCGAAGGUCUGCGGGAGCCCAUGGAGGAGGAUGAAGAUGAUGAUGAUGAGAACUAAAGGAGCCACAGUAACAUGAAAAACCUUUACUUUUAUUUGCUUCAAGUGGUGAUGAUGUUCCUUGGAGAAGAUAUUUUUUCCUAUUUUUUCCCCCCUUGAAUUUACCUAAUUGUCUAGGACAAAGCUUAAGCCUUGUACUUGUGUAAUAUUUAGGUCGAAAACACUAUUCUGCCUGAAGGGUUUUGUUUGGAGAGGACAAAAAAAAUAACUGGGGUCAUAAUCAUUGGGCAUGGCUGAGCUCCAGCUGAAUAUGAAUCUGCUUUCAUUCCCCAUAGAUCAUGUCUGCACUCUGAGUUAAAAGCAGCAGAAGUUAUUGACAGUAUGGCUUUCUGUCCUGGAGAAUUGAUAUGUACAUAGUUAUAUAUUUAUAAAGUCUGUUCAAGGCACUGAUUAAAGCUGAUACCUCAACUGCA